AUGUCGGACCAAAAAUUUCGCUUGCGGGCCUGCUUGUGGUAUGAAUUUAAGCAAGGCAAAUCGGCUGCUGAAGCUCAUCGCGCUCUAUCUCAAGUGUUUGACAAAGAUGCUCUAUCCGAAAGUCAGUGUAAACGAUGGUUCCAGCGCUUCCGAGACGGCGACGAAAGCUUGGAAGACCAAAAACACGGGAGUCGACCUCAAAUCAUCGACAACGACGCAUUGAAGGAAGCCAUUGAUCAGGCCAUUGAUUCUCUGCGUGAACGUUGGCGACAAGUCAUUGAUGCAGAUGGCGAAUACCUUUUGGAU
Molecule: messenger RNA, 306 nt
Organism: Mesorhabditis belari
Lineage: Eukaryota; Metazoa; Nematoda; Chromadorea; Rhabditida; Rhabditidae
Source: the annotation of a GenBank genome assembly